Molecule: messenger RNA, 1259 nt
Organism: Morus notabilis
Lineage: Eukaryota; Viridiplantae; Streptophyta; Magnoliopsida; Rosales; Moraceae
Product: probable lactoylglutathione lyase, chloroplastic
Exons: 9
Coding region: 129-1220 (363 amino acids)
Cellular component (GO): cytoplasm
Molecular function (GO): metal ion binding; lactoylglutathione lyase activity
Source: RefSeq, a predicted model, not a curated record
AUGGUGCCACCCAAAGACCCUACACAUGACACCACCCACAAUAUCUCCCAAAUAUCUUCCUCACAGAUUACAAACAGCUGAAACAGCAAAAGAUCGAAACACAAGUACACAACGAAAGACGGACUAAAAUGGCAUCUCUUCUCUUCUCGGCUGCUCCAAAUCUCAGAGCUUCACUUCCUCUAUCAUCAUCUUCAACCGCUGCUUCUUUGCGCUUUGCUAAUUCCUCCUACCUUCCUUCUAGAAGACUCGCUCUUUUUCACCUCGGCUCUGCUCUCCCACAGUCACAGUUACUAGGUGUAAAAGCAUCAAAUAUUUUGAGGACAGAAGGGAACACUAUAGAGGCUGCCUCAGAUAGGAUAAUGGCACAAGCAGCCACAACUACUACAACCAAGGAAAAUGUGUUGGAGUGGGUCAAGAAUGACAAACGACGAAUGCUCCAUGUCGUCUACCGGGUGGGGGACUUGGAUAAGACUAUAAAAUUCUAUACUGAAUGCUUGGGAAUGAAGUUAUUAAGAAAGCGCGACAUACCUGAGGACAGAUACACCAAUGCUUUUCUAGGAUUUGGGCCAGAAGAUUCUCAUUUUGUUGUUGAACUCACGUAUAAUUAUGGAGUGGACAAAUAUGACAUUGGUACCGGUUUUGGCCAUUUUGGCAUUGCAGUUGAGGAUGUUGCUAGAACAGUUGAACUCAUAAAGGCAAAGGGAGGGACCGUUACGAGGGAGCCUGGUCCCGUCAAAGGUGGCAGUACAGUAAUUGCUUUCAUCAAAGAUCCUGACGGUUAUAAGUUUGAGCUUUUGGAGAGAGGGCCUACUCCUGAGCCACUAUGCCAAGUUAUGCUUCGUGUUGGUGAUCUUGACCGUGCUAUUAACUUCUAUAAGAAGGCUUUUGGCAUGGAACUUCUCCACAUAAAGGAUAACCCUGACUACAAGUAUACGGUGGCUAUGCUGGGUUAUGGUCCAGAAGAUAAGAAUGCAGUUCUAGAACUGACGUAUAACUAUGGUGUCACGGAUUAUGACAAAGGAAACGGUUAUGCACAGAUUGCAAUAGGGACCAAUGAUGUCUAUAAGACAGCAGAAGCAAUCAAACUUUGCGGAGGGACGAUUAUUCGUGAACCUGGUUCUUUGCCGGGUAUCAAUACGAAGAUUACUGCUUGUUUGGAUCUGGAUGGUUGGAAAACUGUCUUUGUUGAUAAUAUUGAUUUUCUGAAGGAGCUAGAGUGACCAAAGUAUCAACCUCCAGCUUCCAAAUCUCUACACUGA